Molecule: messenger RNA, 1620 nt
Organism: Cyphellophora attinorum
Lineage: Eukaryota; Fungi; Ascomycota; Eurotiomycetes; Chaetothyriales; Cyphellophoraceae
Product: L-sorbose 1-dehydrogenase
Exons: 4
Coding region: 1-1620 (539 amino acids)
Molecular function (GO): flavin adenine dinucleotide binding; oxidoreductase activity, acting on CH-OH group of donors
Source: RefSeq, a predicted model, not a curated record
AUGUCCCCAGGUCGACUGAUUCAACAGGAUGAGUAUGACUUCAUCAUCUGCGGAGGAGGCACAUCAGGAUGUGUGGUCGCUGGCCGUCUAGCCGAGUAUUUCUCAGAUGCCAGAAUACUGCUCAUUGAAGCCGGUGCACACAACAAAGACCUGGAGAACGUGCAUAUGGUGGGCGGCUGGUCCAAGAACUUUGACACAGAGAAUGACUGGAAUCUCGUGUCGAAGCCCAUGAAGGGCGUCGAUGGCCGCCAGGUCAAGCUCAGUAGAGGUCGGUUCCUUGGAGGUAGCUCGGGAGUCAAUGGGACGCUCGUGGUAAAGGGCACUAAGCAAGAUUAUGAUGACUGGGACCUACCGGGUUGGUCGGGGGAUGAAAUGUUCGAGUACAUGCGAAGAGCAGAGAAAUUCAACGACAAGGAUUGGUUUCACCCAGACCCAAAGACUCCUCACGGGUCGAAGGGCUAUUUGAAUACAGAGCCUCACGAUCUUGCGCCUAUUUCAAAACUUAUGUUGCAAUCCAUGGAGUCACAGGGCCUGCCAAUGAUACCCGAUCUCUGCUCGAAUGGAAAUUGCGCCCAUGGCUGCGGUCAUGCUGCUCGAACACACCAUAAAGGCGUUCGAAGCACCGGCGCGGACUUCGUCACGAACAAAAAUCACCGCGAAAACAUCGAAAUUCUGACAGACGCAACAGUCGACAAGAUCAACUUCGACACUACUGAUGGAUCAAAGCCACGUGCAGUGAGUGUUAGCCUUGCUGUUGCCGGCUCGAACAAGCGCACUGUCCAUGCCAGCAAAGAGAUCAUCAUCUCGGGCGGCGCUUAUUGCACUCCAGCUGUCCUUAUGCGCAGUGGUAUCGGACCUCGAUUUGAGCUUCUGAAUCACAACAUUCCGCUUCUCGUCGACUCGCCUGGCGUAGGUCAGAAUCUACUUGACCACUUGAUCACGUUUGCAUUCUACGAGGUCAACCAGUCAAAUCUGACUAACGAUCAUCUGGUAUAUCAUUCACCGGAAGCUGCCCUCAACGCGUAUGAGCUCUACAAGUCGACCAAGACGGGAGUGCUCUCCACCUUCCCUUUUGGCGCCUUCGGCUUUGCACGUCUCGAUGACAGACUUGCUUCAUCACAACUCUGGCAAGCUGCUACUCGAAGAGCUCCUGCUGGCCGGGACGCUAUGGCUCUCACCCCCUCACAGCCGCACAUCGAGUUCUUCACCACCGAAUUGUAUGGAGGCCCCAAGCAAUACGUCGACUUUCCGAUCAACCAGCAGCAUGCGUUCGCCAUGAUCACCGAGCUUUUCUCGCCGCGGAGCAAAGGGACCGUGACGCUCGCCUCGGCGGAUCCCGCCGAGAACCCCAUCAUCGAUCACAACUAUCUGGCGGAUCCGCUUGAUCUGCUUGUCAUGACCGAGGGCUUACAACUAGGCAACGAAAUAGUGACUCGCGGCUCGGGAACUCGCGACCUGAUCAAAGGCUCGUGGCCUCCCAGCUCAAAGCAUCAUACUUACACCGAGCGGUCGCAAUGGGAAGAUUACGCUAGGCAGCAUGCGACAACGUGCUACCACGCUGCAGGGACCGCGAAGAUGGGCAAGGACGGUGACCCGAUGGCAGUUUUGGACCAUACUUGA